Messenger RNA from Dinoponera quadriceps, 13440 nucleotides. It is a transcript of the gene kl-3, whose product is annotated as dynein heavy chain 8, axonemal. The coding region runs from base 1 to 13440 and encodes 4479 amino acids. Gene Ontology annotation, biological process: microtubule-based movement. The transcript is spliced from 64 exons. Gene Ontology annotation, molecular function: ATP binding; dynein light intermediate chain binding; minus-end-directed microtubule motor activity. The record is from RefSeq and is a predicted model, not a curated record. Lineage: Eukaryota; Metazoa; Arthropoda; Insecta; Hymenoptera; Formicidae. Gene Ontology annotation, cellular component: dynein complex.
AUGGCAAACACGUCUUCCACGUCGCGGGAUUAUACGAAGCCAGCCAUCGACCAACGAAUUACCGAAUUACUGAAGAGGAGAAUCGGCGCACGGGAAGAUUUGCCUACGGAAACUACGAAAGAGCGACUUGCGAAAUUCAAGGAAAAUCGUUACGUUAGAGAAGGAUUAUUAACGAUCACCCAUCGACACGUUUUAGAGACAACGGCGUAUAUCUUGAAUGCAAACGUUGAGACGCUGGAGGAAGGAAUCCUUGAUAAGGAUGAAUACGUGAAUAUAUUCAGUAGUUUUUUUGCUGAAGGCGGAAGACAAGCGAUCAUUAUAUAUUUACAGCCGAUGAGUCCACCAGUAUUUGAAUCCGGACGAUGGACGCCGCAACUUAGCGGGGAGCAAGAAGUUAUACGUUGUUGCAUAACGGAUGGUACUACCGAAGAGUUCACGGGCAAAUGUGUAAUAGUUUAUCGAUUAAAGUCAAAUCUCGAGUUCGGAGUCAAGCAGCUACUCGAUGAAGCAUAUUACGCGUAUGCCGAAGUAGAUCCUACGUCAAAGAGCGCGUUGGCGGGUGUAUCUGACUUGAUCUCGCGUUUACACGUGCGAACAUUGACCGCCAACACGCAGUGGGGAGAACUGACGAAGAGUGAGGCCGGAGAAAAGAUGAGGGACAAUUUCAUAGGCGAUUUUAAAGAUUUCUGUGAAUUUCUUAGCAUGACGAAGAUAGAUUUAGAGAAUAUCAUGCGCUUUCGAGUUAAUUUGGAUCUGUAUCAGAAAUAUUUGAUGAAACCCGAAAAUAUGACAGAAAGCAUUCACAAUCCGGAUGUUGUUAGAGCCGCGGAAACUGACAUUCAAAUGUGGAUGAAAACGAUGGAACGAGCUAUUGUUGAGAGUCAACAAUUGCGCAGGGAAACCGAGACCGUAGGGCCGUCCGCCGAACUUGCGUAUUGGCGAAGAUUACUCGCUCGCUUCUCAUCGAUAAUGAGCCACAUUAAGUCACCUCAUACUCAGUCAUUCAUACGAUUCCUAACGAAGGCGAGAUCCAAACUUAUUAAGAAAUGGAAGAAAUUGGAAGAACACGUUACGCUGGUGCAUAUUCUAUCGCAAGACAACGUGAAGUACCUGUACGCGUUGGAAACAUUUACGCAACCAUUAUACAGAUUGGAUCCGACAAAAAUGGGAGAUUAUUUACCCGCGCUUAUGUAUGCCAUAAGAAUGAUUUAUGCUACAUCACGAUUUUUCAACACGAGAAGGAUGGUAACUGCUAUCUAUGUCAAGAUAACAAAUCAGAUGAUAUUAGCAUGUAAAGCGUAUCUGACGGAAGAUGGAAAAUUAAGUAUUUGGAACGAAUCGAAAUAUACUAUGAUAUCUAAGAUAAAGGAUUGCAUCAAGCUAUGUGAGACAUAUCACGACUGUUAUGACGAUAUGUGCAGGAAGGUCGAGGAAUCUUCGGACGAGAAGACAUUCGAGUUAUCCGAAAUGUAUAUCAUGGACAUCCUCGAAGCAGCGCGAAUGUAUUCAAUUCUGCACAGUUCCACGAUAGAAGGAAUCGACACGUAUGCACAAAAGUACACGAAUCAUUUCAAGAAGAUCUCAUCGCAGAAGUACGAUCCGUUGAAUCACAGAAAACCACACUUCGACGUCGAUUACGACGAGUACAAAAAGAGCGUCGCGGAAACUGAUGUGGAGCUUAGAACGUUUUUCUACAAUUGCGUUUCUUUUGUGCCGACUAUUUUGCAAGCUUUAGAACUGAUAGCCAGAUUCGAGAAAUUAAAUCUGAAGCAACUGAAGAUCGACCGGAAGUACCUGGAACUCGUCGCGUUGUACCAACAAGAAAUCGAAGGAGUUCGCGACAGAUACAAUGAGGAUCGAUCCGAUCCACCCGUGCCGAGGAGCAUUCCGUCGAUCGCUGGUAGAAUCUUGUGGAUUCGGCAGUUGUACAAACGCAUCGAGAUCCCGAUGAAUAUGUUCAGAUUGCACAAGAGAGUGAUCAAGAAGGAGCUUAUGCAGAAGUGCAUCAAAACGUAUAACGCGCUCGUCUCUGUAUUCAUUCAUUACGAAUUGAUAUAUCAUAAAGCGUGGUACGAUUCGGCCGAUAUUGUUCGCUUGGCGCUAUCAUCCCCUCUAAUCGUGCGCCACCCGAAGACAAACAAAUACAUUUUGAAUUUCGAUUCCUACAUAUACGAAGUGAUACGAGAGUCGGAACACAUGUCCAAGUUAGGACUGGAAGUGCCAGAUUUUGUACAAAUCCUGAUCUUUUGCAAGGAGAAGAUAUUCUCGUCCUAUGAAACGGUGAUGGAAUUACUCAGGGAGAACGAUGCUCUCAGAAAAUCCAUCCCGAUAUUAUUCCUGAAAUUAAUGAAGAUCACAUUGGGCGCUCUCGAGAUGGUUUUCCAACCCUGCUUGUCGGUGAUCACAUGGUCCUCGUUGAAAAUCUCUGAAGCAUGCGCCGAUAUAAGAAAGGCGAUAGACGAUGUGAAGAUAUUCAUCAAGGAAGUGCGAGAUAUGAAGGAGGCGCAGGUGGACGAAGUGCUCGAAUGCAUCGCGAAAACGACGAUGCUGCAGUUAGAUAACUACCCGAAAAAUCCAGAACAAUUCUUGGCCGAUAACUUGGCUUUCAGGGAUAAGAUCGCGACCGAGCUGGAAAUCAAGUCCGCUGCAGCGGAAAGGGCUUCCAUCAUGAUUAUCAACAAGUUCAUGGAACGCGUGACUGAUCCCACCGUGCAAGACGUCAAGUACAAUUGGAUGGAUCCCGAGAAAGUGCACAAGCAAGUGGAAAUCAAAUUAAUCGACGAAUCGUUCGAACCAGGCUUCGGUCCUGUUGAAAGAACGAGCAUCGUGAGAAUAAAUCAAGUGCAUCACGAUUGCAUGGAACUGUUCGCAUAUUUCAAUAACAAAUUGGCCGAGGCUUUAGUGAAGUGCACUAAAACUGCUCUGGAUUUAUUGAGGACGAAGGCGGAAUAUGUAGGCCCGGUGCUGGAAGAUACUUCGACAGAAGAGCGAGAGACCCCGAUCUUGGUGACGAACUUUGUUCUACAAAUACCGAAUAUCGUGAUCACUCCGUCGAUAGAAGAAUUACAGCACCAUUUCGGUAAAGUUGUAGCGAGUGUUAUGGAGACGCACAAGAAAGUAGUUUUAUGGGGCGAACGAUAUUCUUCAACAAACAUGCAACCGGAACUUUUUAUAGAUAAGUUGAAAUUAGCGUUCUAUGUUGAAGCAAGUGCAUGGAAGAAAUCAUUGGGCGUCAUUUUGUCAAACAAAUACAAGGAGAAGUUACGUAACAUAACAGAUUAUAUUCAAGAGAAAAAUAAUAUUCUGUCUAGGAAUAUUAAAGAUUUAGAGGAUGUCAGGGUUGCAAUGAAAUGCUUGGGAGAGAUACGGAAUGACUUUAUACCAUUAGACAUGGAACUAAUUCUAAUCGAAGAGGCUUAUAUAUUGAUGGGAAAAUUUAACGUCGAUAUAUCAAAGGAGGAACAAGAGAUAGUGGAUGGGCUGAGAUAUAACUUCAACAACAUGCUCCAAACGGCAAAAGUAGUUCAAGCAGUUAUAUGUGAAAUGCAAGAGCCAUUAAGAAAGGAACUUGUCGAAGGGGUUGCAAUUCUCCAAAAGAACGUAAUCGAGUUUGACAUCGAUUUCGAGCUCAAUGGCCCGAUGGUCGAAGGGAUACCUGCGAAAGAAGCCAGUGAACGGCUUAUCCUGUUCCAAAUACGUUUUCAAGAGUUGUGGGAAAGGUACGAAACUUACAGCAGCGGCGAGAGCUUAUUCGGCAUGGAGGUGACGGAGUACCUACCUCUCGAACAGAGAAAGAAAGAGAUUAAUUUAUUGCAAAAGUUGUACACUUUAUAUUUGCAAGUUAUGCGCACUAUCGAUAGUUACUACGAUAUUCCGUGGACCGAACUUGAUAUAGAGUCAAUCGUGACCGAGUUGGCCGAGUUCCAAAACAAAUGCCGAAGAUUACCCAAAGCCAUGAGAGAUUGGCCGGCGUAUAUCGAUCUAAAGAAGAAGAUCGACGAUUUUAACGAUAUGUGCCCGUUAUUGGAGAUGAUGGCGAACAAAGCGAUGAAAGAGAGACAUUGGGAAAGAAUGUCGGCGCUGUGUAAAUAUUUCUUCGACGUGGAAUCCGUAACUUUUACCUUGGCGCACAUUAUGCAAGCGCCUCUGUUGAAGUAUAAAGAUGACGUCGAGGACAUAUGUAUAAGCGCGGUGAAGGAACAAGACAUCGAGACCAGGCUGAGGCAGAUAAUUGCAGAUUGGGCGAUUGUAAAUCUGCAAUUUGCCAGCUUCAAGCAGAGAGGCGAACUACUGCUGAAGGGUGUCGAGACGGCUGAGAUAAUAGCGCAACUCGAAGACAGUUUAAUGAUCAUAAGUUCUCUGCUGGCGAAUCGUUACAAUGCGCCGUUCAAGAAAGAAAUUCAGUUGUGGCAGGCUAAGCUCAGCAACACGUCCGAAAUAUUGGCGAAAUGGUUGACCGUUCAGAAUCUGUGGGCUUACUUGGAAGCGGUGUUUAUCGGCGGUGACAUAUCAAAGCAGUUGCCUACCGAAGCAAAACGCUUCAACACCAUCGAUAAGGCUUGGGUCAAACUCAUGCUUCGCGCCCAUGAGAAAUUGAACGCUGUGGAGACGUGUACCGAGGAUGAAACCAUGAGCCAAUUUUUACCUCAUUUGCUGGAGCAAUUAGAGUCGUGCCAGAAAUCUCUCAGCGGUUAUCUGGAAACCAAGCGCGCUAUUUUCCCAAGAUUCUGUUUCAUAUCGGAUCCCACAUUGCUAGAGAUACUCGGCCAAGCGGCCGAUUGCCACACUAUACAGAAUUAUCUAGAUGGAUUUUUCGACAAUAUAGCAAAGCUGAGCUUCUCCGAGAAGGAAUAUGAAAAAAUUCAAGCGAUGCAUUCACGAGAAGAUGAGAAAAUAGUAUUAGAGAAAGAAGUCGUGUGUACAGGGGGUGUGGAGAAUUGGUUGAACACUUUGUUAACAGUCCAUCAGCAGUCCGUCGGUGUUGAAAUUUCAUUGGGAUUACAAUCGUUUCAUACGGCCGAAUUUGACAUCCUAUCGUUAAUAGAGAAUUCCGUUUUCCAAGUCGGCUUAUUAGCGUUGCAGAUUUUAUGGACGCGCGGUUCCGAAAUAGCGAUAACGACAGCCAAACGCGACAGAACGAUAAUGAAACGGACUAAUCAGUGGUUUCUAGACUUGCUCAACAGUCUCAUAGAAGCAACCGUCAAAGAUCUUACGAAAUAUGCCAGAGUGAAGUACGAAGCUUUGAUAACGAUACAUGUGCACCAGAGAGACAUAUUCGACGAAUUAUGUCGUCUGAGAAUACGAAGUAUACACGACUUCGAAUGGUUAAAACAGUGUCGGUUUUACUUCGAUGACGACACCGAGGAAGUCUCAGUCAGGAUAACCGACGUGGAAUUCGUUUAUCAAAAUGAAUUUCUAGGCUGUACAGAUCGUCUCGCGAUUACACCGCUCACUGACAGAUGUUACAUAACUCUUGCGCAGGCUGUAGGAAUGAAUUUUGGCGGAGCUCCAGCAGGCCCCGCAGGUACGGGUAAAACGGAGACAACAAAAGACAUGGGGAAAGCGUUGGGCAAAUACGUGGUUGUUUUUAAUUGCUCCGAUCAAAUGGAUUUCCGAGGUUUAGGCAGGAUAUUUAAAGGUCUUGCGCAAUCCGGCUCUUGGGGAUGCUUUGACGAAUUUAAUCGAAUCGAUCUGCCGGUAUUGUCCGUUGCCGCGCAACAAAUAGCGAUUGUGCUUAACGCGCGAAAAGAACGAAAAUUGAACUUCUUGUUCAGCGACGGCGAAAUGCAUAAGCUCAAUUACGAAUUUGGAAUAUUUAUUACAAUGAAUCCCGGAUACGCCGGUAGGCAAGAAUUGCCGGAAAAUUUGAAAAUACAAUUCAGAAGUGUUGCUAUGAUGGUUCCUGACAGACAAAUCAUAAUGCGAGUAAAACUCGCGGCGUGCGGCUUCAAAGAGAACGUGGUAUUAGCACGGAAAUUUUUCAUUUUGUACAAAUUAUGCGAAGAGCAACUUAGCAAACAAGUGCAUUAUGAUUUUGGGUUGAGAAAUAUUUUAUCGUGUCUGCGAACACUCGGCGCUCAAAAGCGGGCGAAUCCUACCGAUUCCGAAGAAACGACGCUCAUGAGAGUGUUACGAGACAUGAACCUGUCCAAGUUAGUGGACGAAGACGAGCCGCUAUUCAUGUCGCUUAUCGAAGACAUAUCCCCAGGAAUAAAGUUAAUGACUCAGACGUACAAAGAAUUGCAGAAAGGAAUAGCUAAUGCUGCGGCUGCCCUCGGAAUAAUGAAUCAUAGCGAAUGGAACUUGAAAACUGUACAGUUGUACGAGACGUCACUCGUUCGACACGGUCUGAUGGUUCUCGGGCCAACGGGAUCCGGUAAGACGCGAUGCAUGUGGGCGUUAAUGAGAGCUCUGACAGAGAUAGGUAUACCGCAUAAAGAAAUUCGACUGAAUCCAAAAGCAAUAACCGCGUCCCAAAUGUUCGGGAGACUCGAUGUCGCAACGAACGAUUGGACCGACGGUAUAUUCUCCAUUAUAUGGCGCAGAUCGACGCAAACGAAGAAGACGGAAAAUCUGUGGAUGGUUUUAGACGGCCCGGUCGACGCGGUAUGGAUCGAGAAUCUGAAUUCGGUUCUGGACGAUAAUAAAACGUUAACGUUGGCGAACGGAGAUCGCAUAAUAAUGGCGCCGAAUACCAAGCUGGUGUUUGAGCCUGACAAUGUGGACAAUGCGUCACCGGCGACGGUAUCGCGUAUGGGGAUGGUCUUUGUCAGUGCUUCCGUGUUAAAAUGGAGUUCAAUUUUAGAGGGUUGGCUCAAAAAAUGCUCCCUCCACGAGGCUGAUAUAUUACGGACAUUAUUCCACAAAAUAUACGGGGAUGCACACACGUUUGUUCAAACAAAGCUCCAGGCAAAAAUGACGCUUUUAGAAGCGCUCUAUAUACGGCAAUGCAUCGAUCUAUUGGAAGGUUUGAAUGUCGGGAAUUCCGAUCCGACCAAAAUAUUGCCAGAGCAUCGUAUCGAGAAGCUUUUUCUAUUUUCUCUCAUUUGGAGCUUGGGCGCGGUAUUGGAGCUCGACGCGCGGCUCGCGUUGCAAGAAUUUCUUGUAAAUCACGAAUCAAAUUGUAACUGGCCCAAGUAUACGGAAGAUGAAACUAUUUUCGAGUAUCUUGUGUCUGACGACGGGAGGUGGAUACAUUGGAACGAAAUGGUGCCAAAAUUCGAAUACCCCUCGGAUCGCGUCUUAGAAUACCACACUAUUCUCGUUCCUAAUGUCGAUAAUACGAGAACUUUAUUUUUAACUGACAUUAUAGCGAAACAAGGAAAAGCGGUACUUUUGAUAGGAGAACAGGGUACAGCGAAAACCGUAAUGGUAAAAAGCUACAUGUCCAAGCACGACCCCGAAUAUCACUUGAACAAGUCAUUCAACUUUUCUUCAGCAUCCACGCCCAGCAUGGUUCAGCGUGUAUUCGAGAGCUACGUGGAAAAGCGAGUGGGCACCACUUACGGACCUCCUGGUGGUCGAAAGAUGACCAUUUUCAUCGACGACAUAAAUAUGCCGACUAUAAAUGAGUGGGGCGAUCAGAUUACGAACGAAGUCGUGCGUCAGCUGAUGGAAUACGGGGGGUUUUACUCGCUGGACAAACCGGGUGACUUCAGCACCAUGCAAGACAUCAUGUUCCUCGCGGCGAUGAUUCAUCCGGGUGGAGGCCGGAACGAUAUUCCGGCGCGAUUGAAACGGCAGUUCAAUAUCUUUAAUUGUACACUGCCGUCCAAUAAGUCGAUGGAUACGAUUUUCAGUGCCAUCGGCCGAGGUUACUUUUGCAUUGAGAGAUUUUCCGAGAAUAUCGUCGAUUUCUUACCAAAGCUCAUACCACUGACUCGAUUACUGUGGCAGCAAACCAAAGUGAAAAUGCUGCCGACUCCGGCCAAGUUUCAUUACGUUUUCAACUUGCGCGACUUGUCGCGCAUUUGGGAGGGGAUGCUCUUGAUAGAGAGAGCCGAAUGCGAAUCCAUAACGACCCUGCUGAAACUGUGGGAACACGAGUGCACGCGUGUCAUAGCGGAUCGCUUUAUCGCUGCCACCGAAAAAGAGUGGUUUCAAAAUUCGUUAAGGCGCGCCGCGGAGAUGAUACUGGGCCCAGACUUCGUACAUUAUUCUCCGAUCGAGACAUACUUCGUCAACUUUCUGCGCGAACCACCGGAACCGACGGGUGAUGAGCCCGAAGAUUUCGUAUUCGAGGCACCGAAGAUUUAUGAGGAGAUGCCGAGUUACGAGAUCGUUAUUGCCAAAGUCCAGCAAAAUAUGGAGCAGUUUAAUGAAUACAUACGCGGCAUGAGUCUCGAUCUGGUCUUUUUCCACGACGCUCUGGUACACUUGAUACGAAUAUCGAGAAUACUUGGAGUUCCCAGAGGCAAUGCGAUGCUCGUGGGAGUGGGCGGGUCGGGCAAGCAGAGUCUGACGCGACUGGCAUCCUUUAUCGCGGGCUUUAACUUCUUCCAGAUAACGUUAUCUAGGAUUUAUAAUGUAGCGAGUUUGAUGGAUGAUUUACGAAAAUUGUAUCGCACGGCCGGUACGGGAAGUAAAGGUCUCACUUUCAUUUUCACCGACAACGAGAUAAAGGAAGAAGCAUUUUUGGAAUAUAUUAACAACGUACUCAGCGUCGGUGAAGUGGCCAAUCUCUUCCCGAAGGACGAAUUAGACGACAUUCUAACGAUCGUCACGCCGCUAAUGAAAAAAGACGAUCCUCGGCGUCCUCCGACACAGGACAAUCUUUAUGAUUAUUUCAUAUCGCGAGCGCGAGAUAACUUGCACAUAAUUCUGUGCUUUUCGCCAGUCGGUGGAAAGUUUCGAUCCCGAGCAUUAAAAUUCCCCGGUCUCAUAUCUGGUUGCACACUGAAUUGGUUCUCACGAUGGCCUAGGGAUGCAUUAUACGCGGUCGGUGAACAUUUCUUAGAAAAAUACAAAAUUAUAUGCAGCCUAGAAGUGAAAGAGCAAUUAAUGCAAGUUGUGGGCGAUAUUCAAGAUGACGUAAACGAUACUUGUAUAGAAUAUUUCGAUAGGUUUCGGCGUCAAGUGUACGUGACUCCAAAAUCGUUCCUAACGUUCAUCAGCAGUUAUAAAACAUUUUACAAGCAACAUUUGGAUAACAUUAAUACACUUUCAACUCGCAUGAGCAACGGUUUAAACAAAUUGACCGACGCUGCGGCUCAAGUCGAUUUGCUGCGAAAGGAGUUAGAGAGAACUCAAGAGGAGAUCGCUUUGAAGAAUAUUCGAGUAGAAGCGAUUUUAGGCGACGUUGACGUGAAAAAAAGAGACGCUGAGAGCGUGAAAGCGAAGGUGCAAAUGUCGAAAGACGAAGCAGAAGCGAUUCUGAAAGUGAUAGCGAAAGAAAAAGCGGUAGCAGAGCAAAAGCUGAAAGCCGCCGAGCCUGCCCUGUUAGAAGCCGAAGCAGCGUUACAAACUAUCAAAGCAGUGGAUAUCGCCACUGUUCGCAAAUUGAGUAAACCGCCGUAUUUAAUUAUGCUCAUAAUGGAUUGUGUUCUGAUCCUAUUCGGAAAGAAGCUGGAACCGGUCAAGCCCGAUUACGAGCAUCAGUUCUUGACGCCCUCGUGGUCGGAAGCGCUGAAGGUCAUGGCUGAUACUAGAUUUUUACAUAAUUUACAAUAUUUUCCAAAGGACAACAUUAAUGCUGAAACUGUCGACUUGAUGUUACCGUACUUAAAUUUUCACAUGUACACUUAUGAAGCUGCGAAACAAGCUUGCGGGAACGUGGCGGGUCUCAUACAGUGGACCAUCUCUAUGGUUACCUUUUAUGGAAUAAAUAAAGAUGUGUUACCUCUAAAGGCGAAUCUUCUCGUUCAAGAAAAUAAAUAUGAGAAAGCUAACCAAAAUUUGGACGAAGCAGAAAAAUUAUUGAAAGAAAAAGAUGAAGAUUUGAAGCUAGUGCAGAUUGAAUUCGACACCGUCAUGCAGGAACGACAAAUAAUAGUCGAUCAAGCCGCGGCGUGUCAAGCGAAAAUGGAUGUCGCAAGCGCUAUGAUCGAGGGACUAUCUGGAGAAAAAAUGAGAUGGACGGAGCAAGUGGCCAUGUUCAAGUUAGAAAUAGACCGUCUUGUUGGAAAUAUGCUGGUGUUAACUGCGUUUCUUUCUUAUUGUGGGCCCUUCAACCAAGAAUUCCGAGUUCUUUUACAAAGAAAGUGGUUCGACUUUAUACAAGAAAGAAAAAUCCCGAUUUCCGUUACCAUAAAUGUCGUUGGUGCCUUGACGGAUAUAGCUACGAUCGGUGAAUGGAGCUUGCAAGGAUUGCCGACCGACGAACUAUCGGUUCAGAACGGGUUAAUCGUAACAAAGGCAUUAAGAUAUCCUCUUUUGAUCGAUCCACAAUUGCAAGGCAAAGCGUGGGUUAAAAAUAAGGAAAAAGAUUUUUCUUUACAGGUAACAUGGUUAACACAUAAGUACUUCAGAAAUCAUUUAGACGAUUCCAUAUCGUUAGGACGACCGUUGCUGAUACAAGAUGUGGGAGAAGAAAUAGAUCCAGUAUUGGAUAAUCUAUUGGAGAAAAAUUUUAUAAAAAUAGGAACUUCCUUGAAGGUGAAAAUAGGCGACAAAGAAGUGGACGUUAGUAGAGAUUUCAGACUUUACAUUACGACAAAACUACCAAAUCCUUCUUACACUCCAGAAAUAUUUGCUCGUACAUCUAUAAUCGAUUUCACCGUUACGAUGAAGGGUCUAGAAGAUCAACUUUUAGGAAGAGUUAUCUUAACCGAAAGAAAGGAGCUGGAAACGGAGAAAACGCAACUAAUUGCCGAUGUAGCAGCAAAUAACAGAAAGAUUAAAGAAUUAGAAGCGAAUCUUUUGCAUAAAUUGGCAACCGUACAGGGUCCUUUGAUAGAAGAUUUCGAAUUAAUGGCGGUAUUAAACACCACGAAACAGACGGCGGCGGAAGUGAACGAAAAGUUGAAUACCGCGAAAGAUACGGAGUUAAAGAUCGAUACAGCGCGCGAAGAAUUCCGACCGGUAGCAACGCGCGGUAGUGUCUUAUAUUUCUUAAUAUGCGACAUGCCGCAUGUCAAUUGCAUGUAUCAAACAUCCCUCGUCCAAUUCUUAGAGCGAUUCGAUAUCUCCAUGAUCAGAUCCGAGAAGAGUCCGGUGAAUCAAAGAAGAAUAAAUCAUAUCAUCGAAUAUCUGACGUACGAGAUAUUCAAAUACAAAUCACGCGGUCUUUACGAGAUACACAAGUACAUGUUCAUUCUGCUGAUGACACUAAAGAUCGAUCUGCAACGCGGCAACAUCACACACGAAGAAUUCCAAUAUUUCAUUAAGGGCGGCGCAGCGCUUGACCUAAAGGCCGUCGAGCCGAAACCUUGCAAAUGGAUCACGGAUGUGACGUGGCUUAAUCUAGUGGCACUCUCGUCAUUACGACAGUUUCAAUAUAUCGUGUCUCAAGUACCCGCUUCCGAGAAAGUUUGGAAGCAUUGGUUCGACAAAGAGGCGCCGGAGGAGGAAGUUAUACCGGACGGCUAUAACACCCUCGACACGUUUCGUCGAUUGCUCCUAAUAAGAGCUUGGUGCAUGGACAGGGCGCUGUCUCAAUCCAGAAAAUACAUAGCGUCUUCUCUAGGCGUGAGGUACGCCGAACCCGUAAUCACGCUCUUGGACGUGAUGCAUAGCGAGUCGAGGCCGAACACACCGAUGAUCUGUUUCUUAAGCAUGGGAUCGGACCCCACAACCAGUAUCGAGCAAUUCGCGAAAAAAAUGGAGAUCGUUUGUAAAAGCAUAUCGAUGGGGCAAGGUCAAGAAGUUCACGCUCGUCGACUACUCAGCAGCGCGAAAACUGAAGGUUUCUGGGCUUUGUGCCAAAAUUGUCAUUUAGGCUUGGAGUACAUGACGGAACUAGCAAAUUUCAUCUUGGAGAUGGAAGCGCCCCAUCCGAAUUUCCGCGUGUGGAUCACGACGGAACCGCAUAAGGAUUUUCCUGUCUCCUUGCUGCAAAUGUCUAUAAAGUACACGUACGAAGCUCCGCAAGGGGUACGUGCGGGUUUACUGGCGACAUAUAGCGGUAUGAAUCAAGAAAUGUUGGAUCAGUGCGACAUAGCGCAAUAUAUACCGCUAAUAUACACCGUGUCUUUUCUGCACACCGUCGUUCAAGAAAGACGGAAGUUCGGUCCUCUGGGAUGGAACAUACCGUACGAGUUUAAUUUGGCGGAUUGGUUGGCGUCCUGCAUGUUCAUAAAUAAUCACUUGAACGACUACGACCCGAAGCGCGGAAUAAGUUGGCAGACCGUGCGUUACAUGAUAAGCGAAGUGCAAUACGGCGGUCGCGUUACCGACGACUACGACAAGAGGCUGUUGAAUACAUUCGCGAAAGUGUGGUUCUCGGACGCUCUCUUCGCGGAAGGUUUCGUCUUCCACAAGGGUUACCCGCUCUUGACAUUUAAGCAAACGAGCGACUAUCUGAAGGCAAUAGACGCCAUGAGUACCUUAGAUCCGCCGCAAGUAUACGGUUUACAUUCGAACGCAGAUAUCACAUACCAGAGUAACACCACGCAGACGGUGCUGGAUAUAAUAAUAUCCGUGCAGCCGAAAGAGGCGGGUGUCACCGGCGCGGAAUCCCGAGAGGUGGUUGUCGCGAGGCAGGCGAAGGAGAUGUUAGAGAAAGUCCCCCGAGUAUACGACAUGUUUGAUGUGAAGGCUAGAUUAUAUGCGAUGGGACACACCGCUCCGAUGAAUAUUUUCUUGAAGCAAGAGCUCGAUAGAAUACAAAUGGUGAUCAAAUUAGUGCGCGUCUCGCUGAGAGAUCUUCUUCUGGCUAUAGAGGGUGUGAUUAUUAUGAGUGAGGAAUUGCGAGACAUGCUCGAUUGCAUAUACGACGCCAGAAUACCAAAGACAUGGAAGGCUCGGUCGUGGGAAUCGGCUUCGUUAGGAUUUUGGUUCACAGAACUGUUAGAGCGAAAUCAACAGCUCUCGACUUGGCUGUCGAUCGGGAGACCGGUGAAAUUUUGGAUGACCGGAUUCUUCAAUCCGCAAGGAUUUUUGACGGCUAUGAAGCAAGAGAUAACGCGUGCUCGAAAAGGUUGGGUUUUGGAUAACGUUACGCUUCACAAUGAAGUUUUACGUAUUAUGGCAGAAGAAGUUAAGACACCGCCUAUCGAAGGUGUUUAUGUUUACGGAUUGUUCCUGGAGGGUGCCGGAUGGGAUAGAAGAAAUAACCAUUUGUGCGAAUCAGCGAAUAAAGUGCUCUAUGUGUUGAUGCCAGUGAUACAUAUUUAUGCCUUAUACAACGCUCCAGAAAAGAGCCCAAAAUUGUAUCAAUGUCCCGUAUAUAAGAAACCUAAGAGGACUUACAUGUUGUUAGUAACAUCGCUUUGGCUGCAGACUAUAAAAAGCCCCGAACACUGGAUAUUACGCGGCGUCGCCUUGUUGUGCGACAAUAAAUAA